Messenger RNA from Salvia hispanica, 2007 nucleotides. Its product is annotated as putative cyclic nucleotide-gated ion channel 16. NCBI's taxonomy places the organism in Eukaryota, Viridiplantae, Streptophyta, Magnoliopsida, Lamiales, Lamiaceae. Gene Ontology annotation, cellular component: membrane. Gene Ontology annotation, molecular function: voltage-gated potassium channel activity. The record is from RefSeq and is a predicted model, not a curated record. Gene Ontology annotation, biological process: potassium ion transport; transmembrane transport.
AUGAACAAUCUCCGGGUGGUCCCAAUCCCGGCGGGCAGCUCGAUCCUCCACGAGCACCAGCAGCAGCAAGAAUGGUGGCGUCAGGUCCUGGAUCCCGGCGGCGAAAUCGUGAACCGAUGGAACCGCAUCUUCUUCGCCAUCUGCAUGAUCGCCCUCUACAUCGAUCCCCUCUUCUUCUACCUGAUCCGCCUCGAGCCCCACCACAACUGCCUCAGCAUGGAAUACGCCCUCGCCGGCUUCCUCGUCCCCACCCGCACCCUCGUCGACCUCUUCUCCUCCAUCCACAUCCUCCUCAAGUUCCGCACCGCCUACAUCGCCCCCAACUCCACCGUCUUCGGCCGCGGCGACCUCGUCACUGACACCAACCUCAUCGCCGCCCGCUACCUCAAACGCAACUUCGCCAUCGACCUCGCCGCCGCCCUCCCCCUCCCCCAGUGUGUUGUCUGGGGCAUCAUGCCAAUGACAGUUGCUCGAAGCAGCAACCAUGUCAACCACACCAUCUCUUUGCUGAUCAUACUUCAGUACAUCCCCCGCCUCAUCAUCAUCUUCCCGCUCAACUGGCGGAUCAUCAAGAACACUGGCGUCGUUGCCAAGACUGCUUGGACCGGAGCGGCCUACAAUCUCAUUCUCUACUUGCUAGCAAGCCAUGCUCUGGGAGCAAUAUGGUACUUGAUGUCCGUGGAGAGAAUCUAUUCGUGCUGGAGAGAUUACUGCGCACUCGAAGGGAGAUCUGUUUGCAACACUAGCUAUUUUGAUUGCUUGUCGACGCUCCCUGGGCAUGAUGCUUGGCAUAACUCCACCCUUGUCUUCCAGAGAUGCGAUGGCCAGACUGGCGUUUACAAUUUUGGAAUGUUCGAGAUUGCUUUGUAUGAUCAUAUUGCUUCUGUCAAUUUCUUCGAAAAAUACUUUUAUUGUUUGUGGUUUGGGUUGAAAAGUUUAAGUUCGUACGGACAGAGUAUGGAGGCGAGUGCUAAGGUAACCGAGACAAUAUUUGGGAUUCUUGUUUGCAUAAUGGGGCUACUCUUCUUCUCGCUUCUCAUUGGCAAUGUCCAGACGUAUCUGCAAUCUACAACAGCAAGACUCGAAGAAUGGAGAGUGAAAAGACGAGACACCGAGGAAUGGAUGCGACACCGGCAGCUCCCACCCAAUCUGCAGGAGCGCGUCAGGCGGUUCGUCCAGUACAACUGGCUCUCCACCAGAGGCGUCAAGGAAGAAGAGAUUCUACAUGAAUUGCCCCUAGACAUCCGCCGCGAAGUCCAGAAGCAUCUCUGUCUGGAUCUCGUUCGUCGUGUCCCUUUCUUUUCGAAGAUGGACAACCAACUCUUGGACGCGAUAUGCCAGCGACUAGUCUCAUCCCUAAACACCAAAGGCACGUUUAUAGUGCGCGAGGGCGAUCCGGUGAACGAGAUGCUGUUCAUAAUCCGGGGGCAGCUGGAGAGCUCCACCACAGACGGCGGCCGCUCAGGAUUCUUCAACUCCAUAACCCUCAAGGUAGGCGACUUCUGCGGCGAGGAGCUUCUGAACUGGGCCCUGAUGGCCACAUCCCACCUCAACCUCCCAGCCUCCACGCGGACAGUGAAGUGCAUCACCGAGGUGGAGGCCUUUGCCCUCCGCGCGGACGACCUCAAGUUCUUCGCCGCGCAGUUCAAGCGCCUCCACAGCAAGCGGCUGCAGCACUCGUUCCGCUACUACUCCCACCAGUGGCGGACAUGGGGCGCGUGCAUCCUGCAGGCGGCGUGGAGGCGCUUCCGCAGGAGGAAGCUCGCUGAUGAGCUCUCCAGGCAGGAGAGCAUGAUGAGUUUGCAGGAUGUAGACUACGGUGAUGAUGACGACGACGAUGACCCAUCCCGGCGCGGGAGCAGUGCACUCACUGCGGCUCUCUUGGCUAAGAGAUUUGCCAAGAAAGCAAAGAGAGGGACAUCCACUCUUAGGAAGCUUAAAAUUCUUGCUGGAGAGUCCACUUCGCCAAUACCUAAGCUCUUUAAGCCUGAUGAGCCUAGUUUCUGA